Messenger RNA from Fimicolochytrium jonesii, 1123 nucleotides. RefSeq lists its product as uncharacterized. The record is from RefSeq and is a predicted model, not a curated record. The transcript is spliced from 9 exons. The coding region runs from base 104 to 1003 and encodes 299 amino acids. Gene Ontology annotation, biological process: developmental process. Lineage: Eukaryota; Fungi; Chytridiomycota; Chytridiomycetes; Spizellomycetales; Powellomycetaceae.
GUUGAAAUUGACAGCAGCAGAGCAGCUCUGAUCUCUCCCUCUCGGGAGUCUGAAGCUCUGCUGUUAUCGACUUUCGGGAAAUUGCUCUCUCAAACCUACCAAUAUGAUGCUAUCAAACCCAAGUCUACCGGAUACCGCAGACCUUGAGAUGCUGCCUACGGGCCCGAUGUUGCGUAUCAAACGCAAGCGGAACGAAGAUCCCAUUGACGCCUUCAUCGUGGCUACGGAGGAAAUAGCUCGGAAGGAGAAGCGAACGAAAACAGGGGAAGAACCACCAGCGGAGAUUGCUCGCUUCUUUCAAAGAGUCGAAACCGUCGAGACGCGGGAUUUCGAUGAUACGACGAGGCUAAAGGCUACGAGCGAGCGCCUGAAAUACCUGCGGGCCAACAAACAAUCCAUCAAGUCCCCGCCACCAUCUCCAUCGGAUGAGCGGCGAGCGGAGGCGAUCAACGGGAGGAAUGCGGAACGAAAAGCAGCCCGGUAUCGUGUGGUGAAAGAUCGGCGGCAGAUUCUUGAUGAUGUCGAGCUGCUAGACGUCGAAGAAACGUCUGAUGAACCAAAGAAGGGGCCACACACUACAUCGUAUGAGAGUGGGCCAAUACCAGAAAGCGAUCUAAUGGAAAGCUUGAUGCCCAUGAUGCGUGAAUACCUGCAUGUCUCACAGGAGAAAGACGGGCCAAUACCCAGCGAGUACGUCUACGACAUCUACUACGCGCAACCCGAAAUGGAUCCGGAAGCACAUAGCCGCGUCGCGGAGCUAACAUUCGAAGACCUUUCCGCAACCCUCCUCGCCGACGCCGGCGACUCCUCCGAUAACAAUGACGAUGAUGACGAAGAUUCGAAUGCGGAAGACUACUAUGCAAAUGAGUAUCCUGACGCGUCGGAUAGCGAGAAAUCAGAUGAUAGUGAUGUGGAUGAGGGGUAUAGGAGAGGAAGAGGCUACAAAAACUACUUUGAUGAUGAUGAGGACGACGAUGGAGAUUAUGAUCCGUAUGAUUCUUGAGCUGAAUAGCUGCGGCAGGAAGUCCUAACUUAAUGUCUUCGGCUUCUUUACAUAUCUACAAUUCUAUCUAGGAAUUCGUAGCUGCAUAGCCAAUAGUGUACAUAGUGUGACAUCUUGAAG